This is a messenger RNA of Dunckerocampus dactyliophorus (ringed pipefish), 3486 nucleotides long. RefSeq names its product leucine-rich repeats and guanylate kinase domain containing (gene lrguk). Gene Ontology annotation, molecular function: protein binding; GMP kinase activity. The record is from RefSeq and is a predicted model, not a curated record. The coding region runs from base 143 to 2179 and encodes 678 amino acids. Gene Ontology annotation, cellular component: cytosol. Lineage: Eukaryota; Metazoa; Chordata; Actinopteri; Syngnathiformes; Syngnathidae. The transcript is spliced from 19 exons.
GUAGCUAGCAGUUGGAAACGUCACAGCUGCGGCGUACGAGUCAGUCUAGUGACAUUUACAGACGACUGUUCGUCAUUAAAUUAUGUUUCAAUAACGAGCCAAUAGUGUGGCUACUUAAGAAGAAACUACCAGGCAGGUGGACAUGGCAGCAGAGGACAGUGUUUUAAGUGUUGAGUUGGUGUCCAGCUGUUUGUCCCAACUUGGUCGCUUCGGCACUGGACUUCAGCACCCAUACUACCACCUGGCCCUCCCUCAUCACAGGCUUAGGGAUGUCACUGUUUUGUGUAGUUAUGGUCAUCUACAACAGCUGGAGCUGCCACAUAACAACAUUACAGAUCUGUCCUGCGUCAGCCACAUGCCCUAUCUCGUCAUCCUAGAUGCCUCUCACAAUGAGAUCUCGGAUUUCCUUGGCUUCCAGGCCCCUAAGAACCUGAAGGAGGUCAACCUCUCCCACAACUGUCUAACACAAAUGAAGGACUUGUCAGACUACGCAGCUCUUGUGAAGCUAGAUCUGGACCACAACAAACUCGGUGAGGUCAUCGGUCUGGAGAAGUGCUGCAAGCUGACCCAUCUCAGCCUGGCACACAACAACAUCUCCAGCAUCAGCAGCCUGGAUGAUGUGCCACUCACACACCUCAACCUGAGGGGGAACCAGCUGAAGAGCACCGCAGGUUUGGAGAACCUAAAGAUGCUACAGGUUCUUGACUUGGCUAUGAACCACAUCACUGGUCUCUCUGGCCUCCAGAACCUACACCUUCUGGGCUCCCUCAACCUGGAAAAGAAUCAGAUUAGUGACAUUGAGGAGUGCAAACACUUUCAUGAUCUUCUUCUGCUGAGGGAAUUGAAUCUGCUGGAUAACCCUGUACAGGAGCAUCCAGAGUACAGGCUCUCUGUGAUCUUCCUCCUCCAGCAUCUGACCAUGUUGGACCAAGAGAGAGUCACUGUUGAAGAAAAGGUGAUGUCCAUCAACAAGUACGACCCUCCUAUGGAUGUGGUAGCAGCCAGGGAUCACAUGACCCAGCUAAUGUAUCAGCUGAUGCAGCCGCAGCUCCUCUAUGAUACCACUCUACCCAGCCAUGACACUCCCUAUCCUAUGCUGGUUCUGACUGGUCCGCAAGGCUGCGGGAAAAGGGAACUGGCCCACCGCCUGUGCCACGAUUUCGACGACUACUUCGCAUAUGGAAUCAGCCACACCACCAGGGGGCCCUACUUUGGAGAAGAGAACGGAGACGAUUACCAUUUUGUCAACGAAGAGGACUUUCAGCAGCUGGUACAAACGGGUGCUUUUGUCCAGACCGUCCAAUAUGGUGGCCACAGGUACGGUCUGAGCAGGGACGCCAUUGAAGACGUCGCCAGGGAAGGACUGGCAUGCUGUGUGCACAUGGAGCUUGAAGGUGUGCUGAGUCUGAAGAAGAGCAUCUUUGAACCUCGCUACAUUCUCCUCAUCCCCACGCUGCCUGAAAAGUACACAGCCAACCUGUUAAGCAGGAGCCUGUACACGCCAGCCCAGAUUGAAAUGGCGGUGUCGCGCAUCGAGCUGUAUGCCGACAUCAACAGGAAACGGCCCGGCUUUUUUGAUAAUGUCAUUCCCUGCGAUGACCUGAACCAAGCCUACCACAUGCUGGAGGAGGUGGUGAAGGACUACCUGUCGCUGGAGGAGCGGGAAGAAGGUGAGGGACAAAAGGAGGAGAAGCCAAGGUCACCCUCUUCAUCCUACCCAUCCACUGCUGCGCUCGACCCCUCACUCCCGCACUACAAAAACUACUGCACCAAGAUCAGGGAACAGCUCGCCCCCAGCAAGACCCCCGCUGAGCUGGCUUCCAUCCGGCGGCGAGAGCAGCCGGCAAGAGAAGCGGUAGUGGGGAAGAGGCCAGGGGUCUACAGUCGCUUCAUCAAAAGCUUAGAUGAAUCACUUGUGACUUCGGCAUCCAGUCGGCUGCUAGAUGGCGAUAUCCUGGGACUUGCAGUACAAACACUCAAAGGUGACCUGCCAUUGCAACCACCCGAUGCCACAGCCAUCAUGGUGCCCCUUUCUGACAGACGGCCCGGAUCCGGUGUCAAGCCCAUCCUGCCGCCAAUCCCACCUGGACGCAAGACCCCUCAAGCUAACAGCCCGAUCCCGUCACCCAGCCGCCACACCGCCGUCGAAUCAGAAGACAGGGCCAACAUGCAGGAAUAGUGUCAAGGUUUCGUUUUGAAGACCAUGUCUGUCAAUGGCUCUGCUCCAAAACAAACACUUCAUCUUGUCGUUUCCUUCUGCUAUGCUUGAACAUGUCUGGUCUUUUUUUUGUCGUUUUUGGUGCAUUUUUGAUUGGUCAUGGAAGACAAUAUUGCCUACUUAACUGGUGUACAAAUGGCCAUGCGCAGACCUCUCGUGUUUCCUCGUAAAUAGGAAGGCACACCUGGCCAUCCAUCACUGUCUGUCUCGCUCUCAAGGCAGCAGAUGUUGCAGCGCCGUCAUAAUUCUUUGGCAGAUAUUGUCUGUCGGAGCCCCCCUGAGGUCUAACCUAGUUACGCUGCAGUCCGCCUUCUAUGAAUUCACAUUGUGCCGGCCUGUGGAACAAUCAGCGGCCUUUUUAUACGGAGGAAGUGAUGAAUCACCAGCCAUUGUAGGUGGCUACAUGCUAGGAAAACUGCUACGUUGAUGUGCUUCAAUGAAAAUUACGCUGACUAUGCAGUUUCGUGGUUUCCUGGGUAACACAGCAGCAAAAGGACAGGGAGAGCUGGCAGGAACACGCAGAGAAAAUGACUCCAAAAACAUCACUAUAGGAAUGCAUGUUGUUUGUACACAUUAUUGCAUAUAAAAAUAUAAAAAUGUUUUGACACCAUUGUCACCGAGUAUGCUAUAGGUUCAGUGAUGUGUAACACUGUACAAUUACUUUGUUUCCCCCUUUUUUUAGGCCCCAUAAACGCACUGCACUAGCGGAGUGGGGCGCUUACGAGCCAAUGAAUGGACUGUGAAAAUAGACAGUGAAAGCACAGAACCGUGUUACAGGUGCAGCUGCAAAGCCAUGGCCUCACCUGUGUCGUGAGUACGUGUUAGUAUUUUGUAACUCAACAAUGCAGUGUAUCGUCAGCUGCAAUACACUGCGCCCCUCACUGACGACAAAUAUUUAGUCGUUCACGACGGUCACACAGCGAAGGCCGAGGCAGCACGCACGGCCGCAUUAGCUCUGCUGCAUGAUGUGGCGCAAUGCUCAGUCACCAUGGCAACGGCUCUCCUCCGCCUCGUGCUCCUCGUGGACGUAUAACUCGUCGCCGCCUCUUCCCUGCGGACACAUUCAUUCGUUGCCAGAUUCAUUGGCUGUCGACCUGCUUGAAACAAAAACUUUCUGUUUUAAUUAGUUUGCUGCAGUGUGUCGACGCGUCAUCCAUCUAUCUGCGUCGCUCCCUCCGACGCCGCCUCCCCCUCUUCCCCGUCCUCUCUAUCGCCUCCUCCACGCGCCCCGCUCGCUCUCCAGUGUAAUUAAAGCCAGCUAGUGCGGA